AUGACUCAGGCUACUUGGAGGCAGUUCUUCUCGUACAGCAAGUAUACGCAGGUGGCCGCUCGAGCGGUUCGCCAGUCGUUGAAGGAGACCGAGCGUGUGGAAGCAGAGCGCCGUGCCUUCCAGGCGCUUCGCUACCAGGAGUGGAAGAACGGCGAGGCUAGUGAAAACAUCAGUCUUGCUCCGCCUGAGAAGUAA
Molecule: messenger RNA, 195 nt
Organism: Malassezia globosa CBS 7966
Lineage: Eukaryota; Fungi; Basidiomycota; Malasseziomycetes; Malasseziales; Malasseziaceae
Exons: 3
Coding region: 1-195 (64 amino acids)
Biological process (GO): proton motive force-driven ATP synthesis
Molecular function (GO): proton-transporting ATP synthase activity, rotational mechanism
Source: RefSeq, a predicted model, not a curated record